AAACCUUCCGGACCGGAAGAUGUCGCUCAGGCCAGUCCUAAAAAACUUCCGCCUUAACUUGUAAAGAAAACAUAGCAGCUAAAAGGCAAUCGACGGAGUAACCAACCGAUUUAAGAAGUCAGACCACAGACUUUUUUUUUUUUUUCAAUCUGGAGCUUGUGGGGCUGGAGUGUGUGUGAGUGGGUGAGUGAGUGCAUGUGUGAGAGUGUGUGAGCUGCCUUUUCCUCCUUACCUUUUCACCAAGAGCUGCUCCUCCCUGGAGGAUGACAAUGGAGGAGAUGAAGAAUGAAGCGGAGACAAACUCCAUGGUAUCCAUGACGCUGUAUGCCGUGAUGUACCCAGUUUUCAACGAGCUUGAAAGGAUCAACCUAUCGGCAGCUCAGACACUCAGAGCAGCCUUCAUAAAGGCAGAGAGGGAGAACCCUGGCCUGACUCAGGACAUUAUCAUGAAGAUCCUGGAGAAAAAGAACGUCCAAAUCAACUUCACUGAAUCCCUACUGCGCAUGGCAGCUGAUGAUGUGGAAGAGUUCAUGAUUGACCGGCCGGAGCAGGAGUUCCAGGACCUAAAUGAGAAGGCCAGAGCUCUGAAACACAUUCUCAGCAAAAUCCCUGAUGAGAUCAAUGACAGAGUACGCUUCUUACAGACUAUUAAAGACAUAGCCAGCGCCAUUAAAGAGCUCCUGGACACAGUCAACAAUGUCAUUAAGAAAUAUCAGUACCAGAAUCGCAGAGCUCUGGAGCACCAGAAAAAGGAGUUUGUGAAAUACUCCAAAAGUUUCAGCGACACCCUCAAAACAUACUUCAAAGACGGAAAGGCAAUAAAUGUCUUCAUAAGUGCAAACCGGCUCAUCCACCAAACCAACCUCAUACUGCAGACUUUCAAAACCGUGGCCUAAUCCUCAGAGACCACAGAGGUCCCUCUGUCCUGUGGGGAGCAACUGCUAGGAUGGUGGAAGCUUGAAGAGCGCCUGACCCAUAUAUGUAAAAUAGAAAGAGUUGAUUUUAGGGUUGGGGGUCAAUUCCAUUGGAGUCGAUAUUUCAGAUUCCAGUUCAAGAGACUGAAAAGUGCCAUUUGUUUUGUCAAUAAGGAUUUUCCAGUCUUGAAAUGGAACUGAAUGGGCCCAAAGUUUUGGUUGAAUUGAUUUAAUUUGGACAGUUUUAAUUUAUAACCCAUGUCUUGUUGGGAGUAGGUGAGGCGAGGUGUUUAUCAAAGACUAAUUGCCAUUUUUCUAAUAUAUUCAUGUUGAUAAUUCUACUUUUAGCUUUUCAAAUCAUGGCUACACAUCUCAGACUGCAUUCAGCUCGGGUGUGUCUCAGUACCGGUUUUCUCUUCUCGGCUCCUAUUUGUGUCAUUUUGCCAUGGUCUGUAUGCGCAGGAUCCAGCUGUGGAGUGUGAGCGUUGGGACAUUGGAGAAGCAGAUUUUAUUUCUCUUUAUUAUCAGAAGACAGAAGAAAGCCAAAUGACUUCCAGCACAGAGUGCGCCUUACAAAGUCCUGUAACAUUCCCUCCUCUCAGUGUAAUGAAGGCGAGUGAGUUCCUGCCGCUGGGGGAUGUAGAGAGAGGAUGAAAGUUCUGUAUUUAACUGAUACCUGGUUGCAAUUGUUCAAUAAAUAGUUUCCAAAUGAUGAUACUUUUUUAAA
Molecule: messenger RNA, 1641 nt
Organism: Gasterosteus aculeatus aculeatus (three-spined stickleback)
Lineage: Eukaryota; Metazoa; Chordata; Actinopteri; Perciformes; Gasterosteidae
Product: programmed cell death protein 10
Biological process (GO): regulation of Golgi organization; positive regulation of MAP kinase activity
Cellular component (GO): FAR/SIP/STRIPAK complex
Molecular function (GO): protein kinase binding
Source: RefSeq, a predicted model, not a curated record